AUGUUACCUUAUAAGUUUGGUAUUAGUAGUGCUAUACUUGCUUUCAUUUUAGCUUCUGUUGCUAAAACUAUAACAGCUAAGGAUUUUUCUGAAAUUUUUAACUUUAGCUUGUUUACUAAUUUCUUUGGCAUUAUACCAAUAGUAGCAUCAAAGUCUAGUAUUAUAACUACUAGUUUUUCUUUAUUCUUAUAUAGUAAUAAAUAG
Messenger RNA from Cetraspora pellucida, 204 nucleotides. Lineage: Eukaryota; Fungi; Glomeromycota; Glomeromycetes; Diversisporales; Gigasporaceae. The record is from the annotation of a GenBank genome assembly.